Molecule: messenger RNA, 1536 nt
Organism: Medioppia subpectinata
Lineage: Eukaryota; Metazoa; Arthropoda; Arachnida; Sarcoptiformes; Oppiidae
Source: the annotation of a GenBank genome assembly
AUGGCCGUGUUCGGCGAACAGCUCUACUCAUUGAUUGUGUGUUUGCGUCGAAUAUCUGGAGUUCUCGUGAAUUGCGGCCAAAAGCACAACACAAUCACCACUUCCUCCGCAUCUUUGGAUCAAACCAUGAAAACAGGCAUUUGUCGCGCCGUUGUCUUAGAGACGGCGUCACUCAACGGACGCCAAUUGUCACUCAUUGGUCACACUUUGGCCGAAGUGUUGGCUCUGAUGGCCAACGGAUUGGCCGCCACACGACGCCCGAUGUCUCACAUGAUAUUGGAUGCGAUCGACGGCUCCAACACUGUGUCCAUCAUUCCUCUGGUGGACAUCACGUCCGACCACUUCUGGCGCAACCAUUUCGGCAAACUGUCGACACUCGGCCUCAACGGCCGCACAGGUGUGUCGUGGAGAGCGUCGGCCACCGCCGCCAUCGAUGUCUGCGACGGCAUUGGACUCGCCGUAAGACAAAUACAAGUGUCGGCCCGAAAGGGAUCCGAUUCGGGCGUCAAACACGUGGAGUUGACGUACGUUUGCGGUCGACAUAAGGAUCAAGUGAUGCGAGACUUCUGCCGACUGUUUGUCGCGAAACAAAUGGAUUUAUCAUUUCUAACAGUGCUCAAUAUCCUGUGCAUCGCAUCCAAUGGUGAGACCAAUGGUUUCCAGCCCUUAGUGUGCGGGCCGUCCGGCGCUGUCCUCAAUCACCGCUCGGAUCUGGAAAUACCGGAGAAGUUGUUAGCGUUGACUGAACUGCAGACCAUCGAUGGCAGCGGUAUAUCAAUCGACGGCUAUUUCAAGGUUUGGUUACUCGAAGUGAGAGCCACUUCGGAAAAGGUUCGCAUUUAUCUCAACUCGGGAUCUAAUGAAGAGUUUGUCGUUAAAUGCGAUCUCAGAGAAGGGAUUCUUGAUUUGAAUCGUAUGUCUGUUAACCCAAUGAAUGGCAAUCAGAGGGAAUCGUUGCCAUUGAUUCCCAACGUCUUCGAUAUGAAUCGUUGCGAUCUAUUUAUCGCCGGUUUAAUCAAAUACUCGGGUCUUUGCGAUUCAGUCACUUAUGGCAUACCAUAUGUCUUGAGCGCCAACUGUUCGACAGACCUGUCCAUCGAAGAGGUGGCCGACAAUUGGAACCGAUUUCACGGUUUAAUCGAAGUCAUGAAUGAGAAGAAGGCAUUCAUUGUAUUGGAGAUGAAACACAAGUCGUGUCCGAAAGUGUUCUUCGCGUUGAUGUCAACGAUGGACACAAAGACAUUGCUCUUGAAAUCGAUUGCCGCCAAAGAACUACUUUUGCCAUAUUUUCACGACUCUCUCACCGAUAUGUUCUCAAGAAAGCCCUCCAAAGCCGCCGUCCAAUCGGUGGCCAAACAGUUGAAUCGCUUCGAAGGUUGGCCAUUGGAUGACCGUUCAGAAGACAAUGACAUGUCUUGCGGUGAGUUUGGCGACCCGUUUGCCGGUGCGCUCGUCGACCGUCUUCUGGAAGACGUUGACCACCACUCGAUGGUUGCGUUGAGCCGAUUGGCGACACCUGACCGACAACUCGACGAC